AUGCUGCUCCCCAGAGCUGGCUGCAUCCCAGCAUCAGGUGCAGGACCUGGUAGAGCUACCGUGCCCCACCCCAGAGGCAGCGUCCACCAGUCUUGGGCCCCUUACGAGUGUCAGCUGGGGCGUGCCACGACCUUUGCCCUGUCUCCCUACAGCAAAUACGACCUGCAGGGGAUCGGGGCGCUGGCGGUGAACCCCCUGGGGGACCGGAUCAUCAACGCCUUCUUCAGGGAGGGGGAGGAGUUCACCGAUUUCCGAGCCUUCAUGCGGGUGCUGGCCCGUUUCCGGCCCGUGGAGGAAGGAAAGUCCAAGGAGACUGGUUACCCGGAGCCCAUGAACAGCCGACUCAGCAAGCUGCAGUUUGCUUUUCAGCUCUAUGACCAAGAUAGUGACGGGAAGAUCUCCCGGGCCGAGAUGCUGCAGGUGCUGCGGCUGAUGGUCGGCAUCCAGGUGACAGACGAGCAGCUGGCGUGCAUUGCCGACCGCACCAUCCAGGAGGCCGACCAGGACGGUGACGGCGCCAUCUCCUUCGAGGAGUUUGCCACGUCCGUGGAGAAGCUGAACAUCGAGCAGAGAAUGAGCCUCCGGAUGCUGAAAUGACCCGUCCGGCUCCGACCUUCCCCCUGCCGGCCACGCUGCACCGGAGGGGGCAGCAACCAAUCAGCUUUCAGCCCCGCCUUCUCGUCCUAUCCAAUCCACCUCCUUGCCUCGGCAGAGUUCCGGAUGGAGAAGAGCCGUGUCCAAUCCGAUUUCACCUCUGCCCCUUGUCUGAGCUGGAUCGGGUUGAAGAAGGGCUGCAGCCAAUCGGAUUUCAGUGCUGACAAAGAGCCUGCUGGGAGGCUGGCCAAUGGCCAAUUAGAGCAGCCUCGGGGCUGCUCUACCUCACACUCUACCCCUCUCGGGCCGGGGGAGCGCGCCCCCCAUUGACCCCUGUGCCGGGAGGCAGGGCCCUUACGCACCGCAGCCAGGGAUGCGCACUGGGGGCUCAGCGUGCCUGGGAACUGGGCCCAAAGUCUCCCACUGUCGGGACUGGGUUUGCUUGGAUUCACUCUGCCGGUCGGCUAAGCAAUAAAGUAACUGGAAAACCUCGGCCCUGGCCGUGAAUUUCCACCUGGAGCUCGUGCCAGCCCAAGGCUGC
Molecule: messenger RNA, 1135 nt
Organism: Pelodiscus sinensis (Chinese soft-shelled turtle)
Lineage: Eukaryota; Metazoa; Chordata; Testudines; Trionychidae
Source: RefSeq, a predicted model, not a curated record